CUAGACACCAGUAGAAGCAACUGCGCUACGUUCGCCGUACACGGUACUGAGCCCGAGCGGCUACGGCUGGAAGAGCAAUUCGUGUAGUAAGACACGUGUUCCACAGUGGUCGUGACAAGGAUCGCGUUAAAGUCCAGGCUGGAUCGCUUGCUUCGUCACUGAACGGUACAUCGUCUUCUUAUCAAUGAUCGGAACGCGUAACAAAUAUUUAAUUAAACUAGUGAAAAUAGAGUCGACACGGUGAAACUCUAACGAGCUUCAGUUUAGAAGAUGGUGGACGUAACGACGGCGCUACCAUCCACCGGUGGCGUGUCUCUAAUUGGACGCACCAGAGGUGCACUCAGGUCUGUCAGGUCUGCACUGGGAGGCAGCGGAGAGUAUCUUCAGGGUCUAGGAAGUAGAAUAGGGUCCGCUCUAAGUAGCAGUUUAGAAGAAAGUGAAUUGACCACGACCCCGUCGACGCCGCCCUCUUCGCCACAAGCACCACCUCAGACUACCAAGCAGGAAGAACAGUUGUCUAGAAGAAAAUUAAGGCUUCCCAGUUUCGGGACUGGAUUGUCGUACGAGGACUACGAAGCGAUAGCGAGGCACAAACUGGAACGUCAGGGUAGCACCAAUAUGUCGAGGUGCGCGAGGAAAUACCCUCCAGGGAUGACCUACGAGGAAAUAGCGUCCUCGAGAUCAGCCGCGAACAAAAAGCAAGAGAACAAAAUCGAGGAAGAUAAUAGCCCAGACAGAGACAGCCAGGAGAGCAUAGAACCUCUUCAGGAAAAAGACAUCAAAGCUACGGGACCUGACCCGUACGAGAAAUUAAAUUACAAAGCAGCAAGGGCCCCGACCCGCUAUCAGACGGUCGUUUUCCGUUUAGAUAUGCCAUGCAGUAGCGACUCGACGAGCGAUCAGGACGGCUAUGGGCCUAGCACGAGUCUAGACUCGAACAUGGACGGUCGUCGAAUGUGGCAUAGAUCAGGUUCAUCGGGAUCCGUUCAAUCUUGGGCUUCCAGUUUAUCGGCAGACAGUCAAUCUGAAGAAGCUGCGGCAGAUUUUAUGAAAACUUUCGUGCCUCUUUUAUUCGACGCUCCGAAUAGUAUUGAUCAAGAGCAGAAGGCUAACUUUGGUCAAAUGGUUCUUACAGAAUCAGGUAGGAUAUGGUUCUCCCGCGUGGUGAACGCUAGAAGAGCCCGGCCAUGCGUGACAGAAGCAUCGUUUUACUCGCUGGCACAGCAUUUCGCCGUGGCGCUUUUCGAAUGUCACGAAGCUGACGAUUUUGCACCUGCGAAAAGUCUCAUGAACAUGUGCUUCACGUUUUACCAUGAAGUUGAAGUGCCAGGAUUGGAACCCUAUCGAGAAUAUUUAUACACGCAUCUGCGUGUACAGCCGAUAUGGACAUCCAUGAGAUUUUGGACGGCGGCUUUCUUCGACGCAGUACAAUGCGAAAGAGCUUCCAGGCCCGUUCCUCCAAGGCCAAAAUCCCUAGAUCAGGAAGCCAUCUCUGCCGAGGAUCGCCGAUUUCAGGCUAACAUUGUUUUCGGGCAACUCGGGACGUUCACGUGCAACAUGCACGCGUUUGGACUUUCGCGAGCUCUGUGCUUGGAGUUUCUUAGAAAGCAAUGUGUAAUUGCGAACCUAACAAAAGAGCAAGAAAAAAUGUUACGAGACAACAUUGAAAGAAUGUUCGACGAGACCGAACCGUGGCGGUAGUUUUGCUCGAUUUGAAUCCUACGAAUUGUGGGAAUAGUUUGUUUGAAAUAUCUCUACUGGAACACGAUUCGCGGACGAGAUCAACGCGACGUCAAUUAAAAUAAAUCUCUAAUUGAAAGCGAAACGCGCAAUUCUUGAAAGAAAAAGUCAAUUUCAUUGCGAAGUAAUGAGCAAAUCGUAAGCGCUGAAUGAGAAGGUGCGCGUCAACUCUGACAGAACAGAGACUGUUCCUAUGUUAAAGUAAACAGAAUUGUGGAAACUCGAACUGUAUUAGAAAUCUCUGACAAAUUAUAAAAGCGAUUCUACAAUUCCAAUGCAUCCAUUGUAUUUCAAUUAAUUUAUUAUAUCGUAAGUACUGUGAUUGUGGAAUCGCAAUUAUAAUACUCUUUACGAAGGCAUUUCUAACUGGAUUGGACUUAUUCUUCGUUGGUUUUCAUUCUCGGAAAGUAAUCUUAAGAGUGCGAGUCACGCUAGGCGAUAAAUAAACCGAAUUCAAAAUCUGCGAUUGAUACGCGAUGUUGGCACGAACAGACUUAAAGGCUGAAAUUAAAGAAGGCUGCACAUACAGGUUUUACCAGUAAAUGACAUCCUAGCAAUGAAAAAAUUGUUCUCAUGACAAAAUUUAGGUUCGAUAGACGCAGCCCAUUUUACGUCCAGCCUUCGAUUGUCGAAUUAGCUUUGUUUAAUAAUCAGACAACCGUGCCCCAAUUGUACUUAAAUAGUAAGCAUAAACGGACAAUAAAUUACGUGAAACGGAGCCGUGAUAUUGGUAAUUACUCUGAGGCGAUAACUGAGGUUAAUAUAUUUCUGUACGAGCGAAGGAUAAAUGCCCUGAUCUUUAAACGGCAUAAGCGAUUCUUGCAAUGUGAAAGCGUGUGGCUUUUAACACGCGAUACAUCUGAAACCUAGCCGAUUAGAAACGAUAGUUACCGCCUGCGAAAUAAAUAUUUCCACUUGUUUUGUAACUUCGAGUAGAGCCAGAACAUUUUACGUAAUACUUGAUGAUAGUUUGCACGGCCCUUGUUGACGAUAACCAUUUAGAAUAUUGUGUUCGUCUAAGAAGAUUUAGCGAUUUUCUACAUCAAAGUUACUAAAUUCUAAUCACUGUUAUCAUCGCAGCAAAUUCAUAUAAGCAGACUUCGGAUGUUUAUGCAAAAUCAUAUUUUCACAGAUACAGAAAAAGAUUUUAAGCUUAAAUAAAUCUUUGUCCUAUAUCCUUGUAAACAACGUAACAUGUAUAUUACUGUUAAUGUUUUAUCUACUUUCGCAUUAAUAAAUAUUUUCAUUUGCCGUAAAUAUAUGAAAAUCCGCAGUCUACUUAUAAACGAUGCAGAAAUCGGUUAGGAUAUUUAAAAGUUAUUCUCGUCGAAGUCAAUCGAGAAUCAAGGAUAUUUCGCAAGCAUUGUCACGAAAUUCAUUUUCCAGAGUUUUAUCGACAAGCUGAGCGAAUUUCGUUUGACAACAUUCAUGUAUAUAUGUAACACACAAGUUUCUAUGUAACGACAUAUCAUCAAAUUCAAGCAACGCUCUAUUUUAUUUUGUAUAUCUGCCUGCACUCUCAGCGAAGAUUGUUAGCAUACAAAGAGAAUCAUUAAUAAACUACUUUGCCACUAUGAGAAA
Molecule: messenger RNA, 3321 nt
Organism: Hylaeus volcanicus
Lineage: Eukaryota; Metazoa; Arthropoda; Insecta; Hymenoptera; Colletidae
Exons: 10
Coding region: 271-1701 (476 amino acids)
Source: RefSeq, a predicted model, not a curated record